This is a messenger RNA of Adineta ricciae, 2172 nucleotides long. The record is from the annotation of a GenBank genome assembly. Lineage: Eukaryota; Metazoa; Rotifera; Eurotatoria; Adinetida; Adinetidae.
AUGUGUUUAUAUUUAUUGAAGGAAAUCGAAGAAGACCGACAACUAGCCGAACAAUCAGGUGCGACAACAUCUACAGUUGAAUAUACAAAAGACACGAUGCGAGGUACGACGAAAACUCGUGGACGACAUAAUACAACGCAACAACAUAUUCAAGAAAAUCAACACGAACAAAUUCAUCAACCUCCAGUACGACGAAAAUUUGACAAUGACCGCGCAGAGAAUUCGACUCCACGUGUACAAAAGGUUGAUUACAAUCGUCUGAAACAUGAACGAGCACACGAAACCACAAUUCACCAACACAAUAACAGUUUCAUCAGUCCAGAAUUGCGCGAAUAUGCAUAUCCCUGUUAUUAUCAAUCAGAAAAUAACCAUGAUAAAUAUCAGUCAACUACUCGCAUCGGUAGUGGACGUUUCAAUCAACAACAACAACGAAGUCAAGAACAAGGACAACGUCGGCGAGAAGAACGAAUGCGUCGAACUGGUGCACACAACAACGGUCAUCCUGGAGGACCUUCAGAAUUUCACCUCGAUAUACCACAAAUACCCAUGUGGCAAAAUAAUUCCUUGCCACCACCGCCUCCACCAAUGCAUCUUCAAUUAUUGCCAACAAACAUGAAUGGCCAUCCUACAGAUCUUAACCAUUUGAUGAACAAUGGAGGCGAACAGCUUGAUCAAUCAGCUUAUAUGCAUAAUUUUAUGUACACAUCAUCUGCUCAAUCAACUCCUUUCAACGGCAAUGGAACUGUUUAUUUUGCUCAUCCUGCUACACCUAUGGCAGCUGCUCCACCACCAUCAGCUCAGUCGUCGCAAACGCAUUUUCAUCAAUUCCAUCCCACUCGUACAUUCGAAAAUUCGAAUCGUCAUCAAUUUCAUCAUUCGUCUCAUUUUCAAUCCUCACCUGUUUUUCAGCCAACGCCUCCCGUUCCGCCUGCUCAAAUUCUGACUCCAUCCUCCUCGUCAUCUCACAUUCAUCAGCAACAAGACAAUUCUUCCAUGGAAGUUCCACCACGAUUUCGUCGAUUGAAAAGAUCCGAUCAAGAUAACAAAUAUUCUCAAUCACGGCCAAUGUCGGGCGAUUUCGAUCAAAUACGAAAUUCUUCUUCACGAUUCACCAAUGAGAACCGCUAUCAAUCACGUCCACAAUCAUUCUACGAUUUCUCAUCUCAACAACAACAACAACAACCGUCAAAUAAUUUCUUCCGUUCUUCAAGUAAUAAUAAUAACAAUUUGAGCAAUCGCUACCAACGAAAUAAUAAUAAUACAAAUAGCCUUCCACUCUCUGCAUAUAUGAACACAGAUGAAAACUCCUAUUCCAAUGAAAAUAGUUAUUGGGGAACGUCAACAUAUCAACGACGACGAUCGAACCAACAACAGCGUAAUUAUCAUCAGGAUAAACAUCAAUUUCCAUUAUCUUCGUAUGAUCCUCGUCAGUAUGGUUUUAAUAAUAAUUAUUCACGACGAAAUGAUUUUAAUAAUCGAUCAAAUUCGAAUCGACGACUUAACAAUAACAACAAUAACAACAAUGCUAAUUCGAAUCGAAUCGAUGAUUCUAACGAUAUUGAUCUGAUCGAAGAAUGGUGGGAAGACGAUAAUCCGGAGUUAAUUGGUACGAAUCAAACACAAACAAAUCUCGAUUCUCAAACAACAACAACAGUUGAUGAUAGUGGAAAUAGUUCGUUGUCAACAAGUAUGCACUUGAAAGAAUCGACAUUGGACGAUGAUGAAAACAAUCGAUCGAUUAAUGAUUCGGUCAAUCAACCAUCGGAUGCAUCCAUUACAGAUAAUAAUAUUAUCGAAUCACUUGAUAAACUUCAACAACAAUUGAAAUUUGAAGAAGCAGUGGAAAAUCAAUUAACAAGCGAAUUCUUAGCUUCGAAUAAAGAAACAACCGCCUAUGACACUGCUCAUUUUCUUCAAUGGGCCAAGGAAAAAUUUAGAGAGGAAUUAGCAGGUCGGCUGACAGCAAAGGAAAUCGAACAGCACGAUGCAGUGACAAGCGACGAUAAUGACGAUGAAGAUAUUGUUGUCACGGCAGGCAUCAAACUUGACCAAUACCAAUUAGAUCAAGUCACAGAUGAUGAUAUUGAUAAUCACAUGGAUGAACUCGAGGAUGAUCUCAAUGAAAAGCUAAUCAUUGAAGAAAAGCUAAGCGAAGCGAUUGUUGUGGAAUGA